CCUCAUCAAAACAGUGUCGUUUCCCGGCCGUGUCCGGUUUCUUCGUCUCACUUCGUGCAUAUUCGGAACGUGUCAAGCUGCAGACAUGUUUAAUUUCAGAAUUCGAGGGGUGUUUUACCGUGAUAGAACCAAUUAAGUCUGUCAGCACCGUCGAGACGACGCUUAUUCCCGACUCUCUCUCUUCAGCAGCGAAGACGCGAUGAUGGUGGAGCAGUCGGACCGAGCUCCGCUGCUCGACUGGGAAGAGGAGGUCGGGCGGGCCGAACCGAGCCCCGCCAUGCCCGCUCCUCACAGCGGCGGAUUCCUGGCCACAGACCCGCCAGACCGCUGUCCUCCGAGCAAAAAUGGCGCGAAUCCCGGCUGGAGCGCGAGCCCGGGAGGUGGAGGUAGUGUAACAGCUGUUAAAGGCAGGGGCAGGAGCACGCGCCCUGGGCCGGAGGGGGAUGCUUAUGCUUCAGGCACGGAUGAGGAAGGAGACUGCGCCUUCCCCGGACCCUCCAUCAAAACCCGCGCAGUACAGGGGUGGGAAGAGAAAGAUCAGAUUGUUGCUGUGUUCGUGGUGACCUUUGACACGAGAUCAGGAAACAUUGUGGAGUGGUGCUUACCUCAGGACAUAAACCUGGAAGGUGUGGAGUUCAAGUCAAUGGCCAGCGGUUCUCAUCGAAUUGCAAAUGAUUUCAUAUAUUUUCGCAAAGGAUCUUUCUUUGGGCUGGCAUGCUUCGCCAAUAUGCCGGUGGAGAGUGAGCUAGAGAGGGGGGCUCGAAUGAAGUCUGUAGGCAUCCUGUCACCGUCAUACACACUGCUCUACCGCUACAUGCACUUUCUAGAGAACCAGGUCAAGCACCAGCUGCAGUAUCCGGGCCAGUACUCACCACUGGAGGCUUUUUACGAGGAUAAGAAGGCUGUGCUUCCCCCGGGGGGGAACGGUCUGGUCACGGUCUGCCCCACUAGCACCAUGGUGAACCGCUGCAUGCAUCCAGAGAUGAAGAUUACACAUCCUGCUGGCUGCAUGUCUCAGUUCAUCCGUUUCUUUGGAGAGCAGAUCAUGGUGUUGUGGAAGUUUGCCUUGUUAAGGAAGCGCAUCCUCAUCUUUUCUCCUCCACCUGUCGGCGUGGUCUGUUACCGGGUAUACUGCUGUUGCUGCCUUGCUAAUGUGUCCAUACCUGGGAUUGGUGGCUCUGUACCAGAGCUCCGCCCCUUCUUCUAUAUCAAUGUCGCUGACAUCACAGCUCUGGAGACGGAAUUGUCCUACGUGGCUUGCACUACAGAGAAGAUUUUUGAGGAAAAGAAAGAGCUUUAUGAUGUCUACAUUGACAACCAGAAUGUGAAGACACACAGAGAAAGCCUGCAGCCUCUGUUGCGAAUUAACAAUGCCGACAGGGAGAAGUAUCGCAAACUCAGUGAACAGAGGCAGUUGUUGCUGUAUUCCCAGGAGGUUGAUGGAGACUGCACCUCUAGUGAGGAAGACCUCUUUAUUCUGUUCUUCAUGGAGCAGAACAACCGCAUCUUUCAAACCCUGCUGGAGGUCGCAGGGAGCGCUGAUCCCACCCUGACUCCCGAGCAUGUGCGUGCUAUGGGCUUGGACCCGCAGGCUGACCGCGGCUUCCUUGUGGAUCUGCUGGAGGUCUACGGCAUCGAUGUCAUGCUGGUUAUCGACAAUCCAUGCUGCCCGAGCCAGUACUGACCCCUGGCCUCACCGCUGGAGUGAAAUGAUACUGCCUCUUCAGGCUUUGAUACACUGCUGCCUUCACGCCCCUGACGUCUGUCUGCUUAUGUAUGUUUGCGUGUGUGUGUGUGUGUGUGUGUGUGUGUGUGUUUUUUUCUCAGUAUCUUGACAGCUACCUGUGGGUUUCUUUCCCAACUGCGCCUACGUCCUGAAAAGUGACAAAACUGAUCUCUGUGCCUCUUUAUUACUGCUUGUUUUGUGGACCUCAAUUGUGACUCUUUUCUUCUAGCCAGUGCUGUUUUGGAGGCCUGAUGUAAGGCCCUGUCUGGGUCUCCAGUGUGCUUCAUCUGAGCCCCACAGACUUAAAGUAAAGCAAUGGAAACACUUUCAUCCUUGUGUCGGACUGGUAUUUUGUCUGAUGAAGGAAGGUAACUGAAAGGCAAUGAUCCACUACGUUGUUCCAUAUUAACGGUUUUUGCAGAUGUACGGUAUAAUGCACCUGACUGGAACUGUUUUAUUGGACCACAUUUCCAUAAUUUCCUGCACUAUUUAUUAAGCUUACUCAACAUAAAUUCAGUUUUUAUUUUCUAAAAACAAAAUGGACAUCAGUUUGACCAUUUUGGUGUCUCUCCCUCUCUCUCUCUCUCUCUCUCUCUCUCUCUCUCUCUCUCCCUCUCCACUGAUGCUUUUUGGAUUUUGUCAGCCCUUAUGCCUGUACCUAAUGACUGGAUGAGUGUCGAUGACAAAAGGAACAAUUUAAAUAUUUUGAAGAGUGCUAAUAAAUCCUUUAAGAAUUCAUCGGUUAAAUAUUCUGGUCUCCAGAGUGAUGACGGGUCUGGAAUGUAAAUUCAUGAUGAAAGACACAAGCGUCUCAACUGCUGUAUGUUCACCUUCAAUCAUGCUCAUGGACCACAUUGGAUUUGCUGCAAAUUCUGUUGAUCCUGAAUCACUGUAUUUUCUAGAGCAGGGCUGGACAACCUGUAGCCUCAGAAGAUGGCUGGAUAUAUGUGCCAGGAUUAGAUCAGUUUUCACAGUGGCAUCAGUUUUGGCCAAGUAAAUUAAUUAAAAUUAAUGGAAUUUACAUGUUGUGUUUUGGCUCUUGGCUUAAAUGAUGCACUGUAUUUUGACACACCAGGUGUCCCCUGCUCUAGAGUAAAAAGACCAGUCUCUUAUUUGGACUGCCUUUAAUAUGACUAUAAUAAUUCUACUGUAUUAUAAUAUGGAUACAGUAGGUGUGAAUGCUAAUGACACAGACACAGACAGGGGUAUAUAUAUAUAUAUAUGUAUGUAUUUGUGCUGAAUUUAACACAUUCCUUACGUUAGGUAUUGGUUGCAAGUUGUAUAUUUUUUCUGCACCAUAUGAAGCUCAGUUGUAAUACAAUGACACAUUUUGAUCCAGUUAUUGUGAUGCUUUUGAAUGUUUUUUUUUUUUUUCCCCACACAGAAAAAUAUGAAUGUGAUUCUAUCAGUGAAUGCUGUAUUGUUUAAUGACUUCUGUAGACUUCGUUUUAUGUGUAAGCUUGGAUUUGUGUUUAAAAUGUAUUUGCAAUGAUUUGACUCAAUUAGUUUUUAUCAGAACUAGAUCAUAUGGCCAUACUGGCAAAGUCAGCUGCUGCUCCCUAAAAGAAUUUAUUCAUACAGCACCAGUUAAUAGAUUACAUUUAGAUCGCACUACAUUAGUUGUAAUCCAUGGCUUGUACAUAGGUGAUAAGUUUGCCCCUAUUUAUCACCAAACAUUGUCUAUGUCUGUAAGGGUGAGAAACUCAGUAACAAACAGUCUAUUGUGUUGUUUAGGGCCUGUGGAACUUUGCAGGCAAUAAACCCUACUGUCUUCGAUCCAGCAGUCCAGAUUUGUGUUCAAUCUACAUACCAAACUCUUAUUUGAAAGGUUGACUGCAAAGAGUAAUCAUGUCUUCUUUCUGUGAAUGAGUGCAGGCACUCGUUGAUUGAUACAUAUUUGGGAUACAAAUAUGCUUUUACUAUUGAUGGUAAAAUCUACCGAGUUUAAAUUAACAAUAUAUAAUCUCUUAGACAUGUUAUAUAGCGGUAAUAUGGCGGAAUCGCUGAUGUGAAUUUUUUGAUAUAUCUCAUGUACUACCUAUUCUUUACCUCUUAAAUAAUAUUUUAUUAACAGCAGCGUUAAUGUGAUCUUGAUGAGAAAAUAUACAGUAAUGACUGCAUAUGAAUCAACUGUGUAUGAAUGCUUAAACAAAUAGGUGUUGACUAAGCAUUAAAAUGUCAUUAAGGCAUACACAGUGGAGAAAUGUUCAGCUCCAUUUAGCCGAUGUCUGUACUCGUUUAACAUUUUUUCCAUCAUGCUACCGACUGUAACUGCAUGUUUUUUGUUUUUUUUGGUCUAAACCCAGUGGUUCUUUUUACUGCCAUCUUGAAAUAAACUCUCUUUGCUGAUGGUU
Pangasianodon hypophthalmus (striped catfish) is the source of this 4080-nucleotide messenger RNA. RefSeq names its product DENN domain containing 11 (gene dennd11). The transcript has 10 exons. The record is from RefSeq and is a predicted model, not a curated record. NCBI's taxonomy places the organism in Eukaryota, Metazoa, Chordata, Actinopteri, Siluriformes, Pangasiidae. Gene Ontology annotation, cellular component: cytoplasm. The coding region runs from base 200 to 1684 and encodes 494 amino acids.